Molecule: messenger RNA, 2584 nt
Organism: Acipenser ruthenus (sterlet)
Lineage: Eukaryota; Metazoa; Chordata; Actinopteri; Acipenseriformes; Acipenseridae
Product: RING finger protein 122-like
Exons: 6
Coding region: 1182-1646 (154 amino acids)
Source: RefSeq, a predicted model, not a curated record
GUUAUGUUUGUCAGAGCUGAGCACGUGAUCGGGCUUUCUUUUUUUGCUAUUUCCUCAACACACACAAACAGGGAGACGCACAGACGCACACAUUCCCAGAUUUCACUUGGCAAGGGCCAGUCUGCCUUCUGUCAAUCUGUAAUAGCUUACAGCUGGGAGAGGAAGGGAAGGGGGGGAGCGAGAGAGAGAGAGAGAGAGAGAGAGAGAGAGAGAGAGAGAGAGAGAGAGAGAGAGAGAGAGAAGGGGGGUCUUAUGCAGACAUCACAUCACAUGAGCAGGGAUCUGUUUACAAACUGAACGGGAGCAGUCACUUCACCACAGCCAUGAAGGAUCGGGAAUAAAGAAAAGGAAACUUACAUCUUGUAGGAGGUUGGUAGAUCUUAUCAGUUUACUGGAAUAAUAACUAGACGCCGAUAAUUAGAAUUAUUCUUAUUGAAGGAAAGCACAGCUUGAAGUCCUUUUUUUCCAUUGUGUGGUAGGAAUCCUUUGUUUUGGUUUUUAAAUAGCAAGUUCUGAAAGCAAGACAGGUCCACUUGAGCCUCUGGUGCUAAUGGCCAAAGAAAGUCAACGUCACUGAUCAUAUUACAGACAUGCUUGUUCUGCAUUAAAAACAAUGCACUGACAGUGUUGGCAUAGAGGCGUGCUGCUGCUGGUGACUGGGGUUCGGACUUGCAUUGAAGAGCUCAUCUCAAAACUGCAGCAUACGUCAAAAAGCUGGACCUAACUGUUUGAUUCACUCGUAAGCCACUUGAAAGCACUGGGUGAGGUUUCUGAGGCUGUCAGUACAAGAAUAACUGGAAAACGUGUUGUAAUAGACACACCUUUGGAACAUUUCAGAACCAAGAAAAAGACAUUGUGAAGGGGUUUGAACUGGAAUCUGCUGGCUUUCCCUGGAAUCAGUAGCUCUGCUCCUGGAAGAAAUACAAGACAAUAGCUUGUGGGAGUGCAGUGCAGUAUAUACCCUGAUAUCCAAUAUAUUUGUGCAUGCUUGUGGAAUCAGCACUGAUUUGUUUCCUGUUCAAACCAGUAAGAAUCGGACGUCAAGCCCGUCCUCUCAAUCCAUCGUAGUGAAGUUCUCCCCAUGCAUGCUGACUGGGUAGACUGGCAGUUCUCUGUGACAGGGAGGCAGACCGCUUUUGGCUGUUUUGCUGGAUUGCUGUAGCCGUUCGGAGUCGUAUUUCAUGCACCCAUUCCAGUGGUGUAACGGAUGUGUGUGCGGACUCGGGUUUCAGCAUUUUGACGAGUCCUGUAAGAUGUCUUCAGAAGAAACCUCUGACCUCCCACUAAACGUCUACGUGAUUAUUCUGGGCGUCGGGCUCUUCAUUUUCAUGCUGAGCUUGAUAUUCUGCUGCUACCUGUUCAGGUUGAGACGGCAGGGAAGGAGAGAGCAGUAUGGAUAUAAUGAGGUGGUGCUGAAGGGUGCAGGAAAGAAGCUUAGUCUCCUGGGGACGUGUGCCGUGUGUUUGGAAGAGUUCAAAGCCAAGGACGAGCUCGGGGUGUGCCCUUGUUCUCAUGCAUUUCACAAAAAAUGCCUGGUGAAGUGGCUGGAGAUCCGCAGCGUCUGCCCGAUGUGCAACAAGCUCAUCUGCAGGCUGGCAGACACGCGCCAGGGAGCUGAAGCACCACAGAACCAACAGGAAGUGUAAGGAGGAGGGAGGGAGGCAUGCAGGCUGCUGUGAAUGGAGCCAGCUAUCUCCAUGGUGAUGUGUCCCUUGGCAAGGCAGGCAGUGAUACUGCCCUUCCAAACAAAACCAGAUACAAUCAACUUGAGAGGGAAGUUGUGUUAUGUGUAACCAGCUGCCUUGCAGAGAAAUAACAAACGGGGAGCUGUGUGUGUAGGGAGGACAGUACAACCAAGUCUGCUGCUGUAUGUAUUGAAACAGGAGCCGAUUGACUGGGAAGUGCCACUUUUUAACCUCUCCUCUCAGACACUGCACAGAUCAGGGUGACUUUUCAAGACAUGUUCACCUUGAAUACAGAACGCUUUCUCAGACUUGGGAGCGUAGUUUUUGGAGCUUAUUUUGUUAAUAGCCCAAAAAUUAAGGGUGUGCAGACAAGCAUACUGGUUUUUGGAAGCUAAAUUGCUACUAACGAAUUGCCAAUGGACUGGGAAAGAAUUCAAGUACAGUGUUUCUAAUUAUUAUUAUUAUUUUCUUAUAUGUUAUUCUAAUAAAAACUGCUAGUGUUUUGGCGGUAUACAUGGCUUCUUGUUUUUUUUUAAAAGCAGUCCCAUUAGUAUCCCUAUCUCAGCCCCAGAGUGUGACUGUAGUGACCCAGUAUUUCUGUAUACAUGUCACAAACAGAAGCCAGAUAUUGUUCCAGUCAUGAAUGCUGAAACUAAUUUACAGAUUUUGUUAAACCUCAGUUUUCCAUGCUGAAAGAAAAUCUGCCUUAAUGGUUUUGGUGUGCAAGACACACCACGAAAGAAGGAUAAUUUUACAUCUCAAACCAAGCAAGUCAAACUAUUCCCCCAGCAGCUGUGGAAACAGAAAUUAGAACAGGACAGACAGGAAGGAUCCUUGUGCCCCAAAUAAAGUUAUUAGUAUUCUUUGUAGAACAAACAGCAAGUUAGACAAAUGGGGGA